Castor canadensis (American beaver) is the source of this 824-nucleotide messenger RNA. It is a transcript of the gene Tmem35b, whose product is annotated as transmembrane protein 35B. The record is from RefSeq and is a predicted model, not a curated record. NCBI's taxonomy places the organism in Eukaryota, Metazoa, Chordata, Mammalia, Rodentia, Castoridae.
AUGGCACUCGUGCUCGCAGCCCUACGCGUCCUGCUGGGCUGCUUCUUCGCUCUCACCGGGGCGGCCAAGCUCUCGCAGAUCUCGGCUCCGGUGUCGGAGCAGAUGAAAGCUCUGUUCGUGCAGUUUGCUGAGGUGUUCCCAUUGAAGUUAUUCGGCUACCAGCCAGAUCCCAUGAACUACCAAACAGCUGUGGGAUGGCUGGAACUGCUGGCUGGGUUGCUGCUGGUCCUGGGCCCACCGAUACUGCAAGAGAUCAGUAACUUUCUCUUGACCCUGCUCAUGAUGGGGGCUGUCUUCACUUUAGCGUCCCUGAAGGAGUCACUGAUCACCUGUGUCCCAGAUUGUCUGGGGCUCCUACUGCUGCUGGAUAUCUGCCAUCUCUUCACCCAAUCCAAGAAGGUGAUCAGACACUCUAGGAUGAAGACUCCAUGUGCAUUCAGGGAACCCUGGCAGUAGAGUCUCUUUAUAUCAUGCAGCUAUCACUGCAAGAACACACUAGAACACAGAGUCUCCAGAAUGUCCAGGGUCAUUCACUGUUGAGAGACCCCUUGUCUACCUGGCCCUGACUUCUCUGUAACUAUAUUGCUCUGUUUUGAGGGGUACAUAUUCCACAUACUAACAUUCCUCAUGUCAUGUGAAAGUAGAAAAUAAGCAGAAAAAAAUUUUAAAUCACUAAAAUUCAAAUGCCCCAUAACAACCACUUUUAAUGCCUUGGUAUAGCUUACCUCAUGACCUUUCUGUGCCUUUACACAGAUGCCUACUUUUAAAUGAAAAUGAGACCAUAUCUCCACAUUACUACCUACUUUUAAAACCUAAUAUUACUA